UGUGCGGAUUGGUGCAUGCGCUGGUGUACGAACCGGUGUUCGUCUGGUUCUCAAUAUUUACACUGGAGCCUCAACUUCAAAACAUGCUGUAGUCUCAAUGUGUCACGUGAUAAUGCAGCCAUGCGUCUUUUAUGCAACAUGGCGACCGGCAAAGGACUUGCAAUCGUUCUCCGACCAAAAACUAUUAAUUUAUUCAGCAACAGUAAAUUAAAUAAAUUUCCAUGUGGUAUUGUGCAAAAAUGUAGCACGUGUCACCGAUCUGUUACAACAAUAGCAUUGAAUGUCGGUAGUUGGAGCUCAAAAAAAUCAGGAAAAUAUAUGAUAGAUAAUUUAUCCAAAGUUCAAAGAGGAAUACAUACAACAAGCAAACUAUUAAAACGUAAUUAUUAUGAAAUAUUGGGUGUAUCUAAGAACGCUGCUGCAAAGGAUAUUAAAAAGGCUUACUAUCAGCUUGCUAAAAAGUACCACCCUGAUACAAAUAAAGGAGAUCCAGAUGCAAGUAGAAAGUUUCAAGAAGUUUCAGAAGCAUAUGAAGUACUAAGCGAUGAUCAGAAAAGAAAAGAGUAUGACACAUGGGGAGCCACAUCAGAACAAAUGGGGAUGGGACAGGGCCAUGGUGGUGGUGGUGGUGGUGGUGGCCAUGCUGGAGAUUUUACUGAAGGUUGGCAAUUCAGAUCAUCCAUCAACCCGGAGGAAUUAUUUAGAAAGAUAUUUGGAGAAGGUGGAUUUCAAAGUAAUAUCUUUAAUGAUUUUGAAGAUUAUCAAGAAUCAAAGUAUGGUUUUGGAGCAGCUCAAGAGGUUGUUAUGAAUUUAACAUUUUCUCAAGCUGCCAGAGGAGUGAAUAAAGAGGUUCAGUUAAAUGUAGUAGAUAAGUGUCCAAAAUGUUCAGGGUCACGAUGUGAACCAGGAACGAAAGCAGUUAAGUGCCACUAUUGUAACGGAACUGGAAUGGAAACGAUUAGUACUGGCCCUUUUGUAAUGAGAUCUACUUGUCGUUAUUGUCAUGGUAGCAGAAUGUUCAUUAAAUAUCCAUGCAUGGAAUGUCAAGCAAAAGGACAAACGGUGCAACGCAAGAAAGUAACAGUCCCUGUACCAGCUGGUGUUGAAGAUGGUCAAACUAUUCGGAUGGCUGUUGGUAAUAAAGAAAUAUUUAUAACAUUCCGUGUGGAAAAAUCGAAAUACUUUCGAAGAGAUGGUGCAGACAUACAUACGGAUGCUGAAAUUUCGUUAUCACAAGCAGUACUGGGUGGUACAAUAAGAAUAGAAGGCGUUUAUGAAGAUCAUACUAUACAAAUUCGGCCUGGUACUUCGUCCCAUACUAAAAUUCGACUUAAUAGUAAAGGAAUGAAAAAAGUAAAUGGCACAGGACAUGGAGACCAUUAUGUACACAUUAAAAUUGCUGUACCUACAAAAUUAACUGAUAAACAAUUGGCAUUACUCCAAGCUUAUGCUGAACUUGAAGAUGAUACACCUGGAACUAUAUAUAGCAUAACAUAUAAAACAGAUGGUCCAAAGGUAAAAACUCAAGCGAGACAGAAUACACAAAGUGAACCGAAUGAUGAAAAUGAUGGUCUCCUUAACAAAAUCAAGAAAGCAAUAUUUGGGUAAAAUUUGGGAACUAAACAAAGUUAUGCUGGUCCUUUGGAUUUGUUGGAAUCCAUACGAAUAGCAUUAGGUGACAAGGAUAUUUCUCAUAGAAACUCUGGGUCUUCUAACUGCGAAGGUCGAGAAGAUAAAUCUGAAGAUAAUAAUGGAAUGAAAAGCAGUAGCUCGGUAAAUGAAGAUGUUGACACAAUGAGAAGACGAAAAGUAUCUUAAAUUCAAUGACUAAAAAAUUAUUUGCAGUAUCACUAGAAGCAAUUAAACAAGAAAUAUAAAAGUAAAAGUUAUUAUCAUGUAAAGGAUUCUGAUGCAUCGAUGUUAUAAAUAUUACUUAAAUUACAAACAAAUUGACUGUAAUCCACUUUUUCAAACGUAAUUAUAUAUUGAGAACAUUGUUUAUCUGAUUAACAUAGUUUGUUAAUGUACUUGUGCAAAUGUAUUCAUACAAAGAUUAAUAGUUACCGAAGUAUCAGAAUUAAUAGAUAAUUAUAGUUAUAUUACUUGUGUAAUAAACUAUGCAAACUGUCAUAUUUCUA
This is a messenger RNA of Bombus impatiens (common eastern bumble bee), 2138 nucleotides long. RefSeq names its product protein tumorous imaginal discs, mitochondrial. The transcript is spliced from 8 exons. Gene Ontology annotation, molecular function: heat shock protein binding; ATP binding. The coding region runs from base 16 to 1608 and encodes 530 amino acids. Gene Ontology annotation, cellular component: mitochondrion. The record is from RefSeq and is a predicted model, not a curated record. NCBI's taxonomy places the organism in Eukaryota, Metazoa, Arthropoda, Insecta, Hymenoptera, Apidae. Gene Ontology annotation, biological process: mitochondrion organization; response to heat; protein folding.